Messenger RNA from Myodes glareolus (Bank vole), 1606 nucleotides. Lineage: Eukaryota; Metazoa; Chordata; Mammalia; Rodentia; Cricetidae. The record is from RefSeq and is a predicted model, not a curated record.
AUUUGUGUUUUGUUUUUAAGAAAACUUUUAUCUUUACAGGGAAAAAUGAAGAACGAAAUUGCUGCUGUUGUCUUCUUCUUCACAAGGCUGGUUCGAAAACAUGAUAAGUUGAAAAAAGAAGCCGUUGAGAGAUUUGCUGAGAAAUUGACUCAAAUACUUCAAGAAAAAUAUAAAAACCACUGGUACCCAGAAAAACCAUCAAAAGGACAGGCCUACAGAUGCAUUCGUGUCAAUAAGUUUCAGAGAGUUGAUCCUGAUGUCCUGAAAGCCUGUGAGAACAGCUGCAUUUUGUACAGUGACCUAGGCUUGCCAAAAGAACUUACACUCUGGGUGGAUCCAUGUGAGGUGUGCUGUCGGUAUGGAGAGAAAAACAAUGCAUUCAUCGUUGCCAGCUUUGAAAAUGAGGAUGAAAACAAGGAUGAGAUUUCCAAGAAAGUUAGCAGGGCUCUUGAUAAGGUGACCUCUGAUUAUCACUCAGGAUCAUCUUCUUCAGAUGAAGAAACAAGCAAGGAAGUGGAAGUGAAACCAAGUUCAGUGACUGCAACACCAAGCCCGGUGUACCAGAUUUCAGAACUGAUCUUCCCACCUCUUCCAAUGUGGCAUCCAUUGCCCAGAAAAAAGCCAGGAAUGUACCGAGGGAAUGGCCAUCAGAGUCACUAUCCUCCUCCUGUUCCAUUUGGUUAUCCAAAUCCAGGAAGGAAGAAUAAACCAUAUCGUCCAAUUCCAGUGACAUGGGUACCUCCUCCUGGAAUGCAUUGUGACCGAAAUCACUGGAUUAAUCCUCACAUGUUAGCACCUCACUAGCUCCUUUUGAUUUUGUUUGUCAUGUUGAUAGGAAGGAAGAAAAUACAUUACUAUAUACUAAAAGUUCAUACUUGUAGUGAAGUUAGAUGGGCGAAACCAUCAAACUUAUUUUUAUAGAAAAGUUAUUGAGAAUAAUCUUUCUUAAAAAAGUAUAUAUAUAUAUAUAUAUGCACUUUAGAUAUAUUGAAAUAGUUUGAAAAACUUUAUUAAAGUUAGUCAAGUGCCUGAGUUUUUAAUAUUGGACUUAAGUAUUUAUAUAUUGUGCAUUGACUCUGUUGGAUACAAAAACACUGUAGGAGUGGGCGAUGUGUUCUAGCACCUUUGAGCAUUGACUUUAUGGAGAGUAUGUAAGUUAUUUAUACACAAGGAAAUCUAUUUUAUGUUAUUAUUUAGAAGAAUUGCGUGAAAUCAUGUAGUUGCAAAUAAAAAGUAGUCUGAGGCAUGACAACUUGUGGUUUUGUUCUUUCUGUACAUAAGAAAAUAAUCUAAAAUGUUCCUUUAAAAAAACAACUUUUUAUUGAACAUGUUCCCCAAAACCCACAUAUUAAAGUAUACAUGUAAAAAAAUUAUAUUUACUGGCAGUAACUAGUUGAAAAUAUAAAAUACAACAAAAUAACUUUGAACUAUCAUAAUCAAUAUAUAUGGGAAUUUUGUCACCAGGAUUUUGGCCUGUAGUUUCUAGGACAUUUGACUUACAUGCCUUAUACCAUUAGGGAAAGCAGAAAUAUUCUUGUGGCCAUUCUUAAUCCACCUUGUAAACUAGGUACUGUGGCAAGCACCUGUAAUCCCAUUUCUUGAGAGG